Rotaria sp. Silwood1 is the source of this 2550-nucleotide messenger RNA. The record is from the annotation of a GenBank genome assembly. NCBI's taxonomy places the organism in Eukaryota, Metazoa, Rotifera, Eurotatoria, Philodinida, Philodinidae.
AUGGCACAAGCAGAAAAAGAAUCUGUUUCUGAUCCAACAUUCGAAAAACCUAUUGAUGGUAUUUUUAACUAUGACACUGAAACUGUUGAAGAGCACGAUACAGUUGGCGAACUUCCUACAGAAUUCAGCCCAAUGACUGCUGAUAUUUCUUCACCAAUGACUCGUUCUCCAUUUCAUAAAUUUCGUGGUUCCAUUGCUUGGACUGAGGGUUUUGAAAAAAAUCUUCAUGUUCUUGUAAAAGAUCAAUAUCCAGAUCGAGCUAUGGGUGUAUUUACAAGUGGUGGUGAUGCUCAAGGAAUGAACCCGGCUGUUCGUGCAAUAGUUCGUAUGGGUAUCUAUCUUGGCUGCAAAGUUUAUUUUAUACAUGAGGGUUAUCAAGGUUUAGUUGAUGGUGGUAAUAGUAUUCGUCAAGCAACAUGGACAACUGUCUCAGGAAUUAGCGACGAUGGUGGUACUAUAAUUGGUAGUGCACGUUGUAAAGAAUUUCGUGAAAGACCCGGUCGAUUACGUGCUGCAAAAAAUCUUAUUGAUCAUGGUAUUAACAAUAUUGUAUGUAUUGGUGGUGAUGGAUCAUUAACUGGAGCAAAUCAAUUUCGUAAAGAAUGGGAUAGUCUUUUAAAAGACCUUGUUGAGACAAAACAAAUAACAACAGAAAAUGCUGAAAAAUAUAAACAUUUAAAUAUUGUUGGUCUUGUCGGAUCAAUUGAUAAUGAUUUUUGUGGUACUGAUAUGACAAUUGGAGCUGAUUCAGCUUUACAUCGUGUUAUGGAAGCAAUUGAUUGUAUAACAACAACAGCAACUAGUCAUCAACGUUGUUUCGUUCUUGAAGUAAUGGGUCGUCAUUGUGGUUAUUUAGCAUUAGUAACUGCUCUUGGAUCUGAUGCUGAUUGGGUAUUUAUUCCUGAAUCACCUCCUGAACCAGGAUGGGAAGAUCAAUUAUGUAAUAAACUCAAAAAUACACGAGAAAUGGGUCAACGUUUAAAUAUAAUUGUUAUGGCUGAAGGUGCCAUUGAUUCUGAAGGUCGACCAAUAAAAAGUGAUGAAGUUCGAGAGCUUAUUUCGACACGACUUAAAUAUGAUACACGCGUAACUAUUCUUGGUCAUGUUCAACGUGGUGGUUGCCCAUCAGCUUUUGAUCGACUUCUUGCUACUCGAAUGGGUGCAGAAGCUGUUCUUGCAUUAAUGGAAGCAACACCAACAUCACAACCUGUUGUUAUCGCUCUUAGUGGUAAUCAAACAGUUCGUGUACCAUUAAUGCAUUGUGUAGAAAAAACUUUGGCCGUUGCACAAGCAAUGGAAUCGAAAAGAUUUAAAGAAGCUCAAGAUUUACGUGGAAGAAGUUUUAAAGGCAAUCUUGAAACAUAUAUUCGUUUAAGUAAAUUAAGACCAAAAUUAUUUUCAAAUAAACAACAUGUAUUUAAUGUGGCUAUCAUCAAUGUCGGUUCACCAGCUGGUGGUGUAAAUGCUGCUGUUCGUUCACUUGUUCGUUAUGGUUUAUGUGAAGGAUUUAAUAUGUAUGCUAUAUUUGAUGGGUUUGAAGGUUUAGUCAAUAAUCAAGUUAAAAGUUUACAUUGGAUGUCAGUUAAUGGUUGGAGUAGUGUUGGUGGUUCAUUACUUGGUUCUCAAAAAACGACAGCAAAUAAAGUUGGUUUAACAAAAAUAGCUGAAAAAUUUCGUGAAUAUAACUUUCAUGCUAUAAUAGUCAUUGGUGGAUAUGAAUCCUAUUUGUCUGUUGUCCAAUUAUAUGAAGCACGAAAUAAAAAUAUUGAAUUUCAAAUUCCAUUGAUUUGCAUCCCAGCUACUAUAUCAAAUAAUGUACCGGGUACUGAAUUUAGUAUUGGUGCUGAUACAGCACUGAAUGAAAUAGUCAAAAUUUGUGACAAAAUCACACAAUCUGCACAAGGUUCCAAACGACGUAUAUUUGUUAUUGAAACUAUGGGUGGUUAUUGUGGUUAUUUAGCUACAAUGGCUGCACUUGCUAGUGGAGCUGAUCAAGCAUAUAUAUAUGAAGAACCCUUUACAAUAAAAGAUUUAAUUGAUGAUGUUGAUCAUUUACGUAAAAAAAUGGAAGGACAUUUAAAACGUGGUCUUUUACUUCGCAAUGAAAUGGCUAAUGAACAUUAUUCAACAGAAUUCAUUACAAAAUUACUCCAAGAAGAAGGCAAAGGAGUGUUUAGUGCACGAUCUAAUGUUCUUGGUCAUAUGCAACAAGGUGGUUUACCAUCACCAUUUGAUCGUGCAUUUGCAACAAAAUUGGGGUGUAAAGCAAUAUCAUAUGUUGUAUCACUUUUUGAAAAAUCAUCAACAGGAGAUGGAAAAGUCGUAUCUAACACAGCAGAAAGUGCUGUUGUAUUAGGUUUAAUUAAACGACAAAAUGAAUUUACAUCGAUAGAAAUACUAAAGACAAAAACUGAUACCGAACAUCGUAUGCCUCUUGAACAGUGGUGGCUGAAACUUCGACCAUUACUUCGAAUUUUAGCUAAACAUGAAAGUGUUUAUAUUAGUGAUUUGGUCGAAUCAGGUGUCGACGACAUUGAUCAAUCACAAUAG